Topomyia yanbarensis is the source of this 1165-nucleotide messenger RNA. Its product is annotated as histone H3.3A. Gene Ontology annotation, cellular component: nucleosome. NCBI's taxonomy places the organism in Eukaryota, Metazoa, Arthropoda, Insecta, Diptera, Culicidae. Bases 186 to 596 code for a protein of 136 amino acids. The transcript is spliced from 3 exons. The record is from RefSeq and is a predicted model, not a curated record. Gene Ontology annotation, molecular function: structural constituent of chromatin; protein heterodimerization activity; DNA binding.
UAUAGAGUUAUUUUUGUUCGAAACCAUCGAUCGAUUUCCACCGUCAUCGAAAGCUUCGCGCCCACCGCGGCCGCCAUUAAGUAAAGUGAAGGCAGCACAAGUGGUAGUGCAUUUUCGUCGUUCUCAAUUUGUUGGAUUACUAAUUUGCAAAAAGUUCAUCAAUCCGCCGGCACAUUUCGUAGACAAUGGCCCGUACUAAACAGACCGCUCGUAAAUCUACCGGAGGUAAGGCCCCGCGUAAGCAGCUUGCCACCAAAGCUGCCCGUAAAAGUGCUCCAUCCACUGGUGGUGUCAAAAAACCCCAUCGUUACCGGCCAGGUACAGUGGCACUGCGUGAAAUUCGUCGGUACCAGAAGUCUACGGAACUUCUGAUCCGCAAAUUGCCGUUCCAGCGGUUGGUGCGUGAAAUCGCACAAGAUUUCAAAACCGAUCUUCGUUUCCAGUCGGCCGCCAUCGGUGCCCUGCAGGAAGCAAGUGAAGCUUAUCUGGUUGGAUUGUUUGAAGACACGAACUUGUGCGCUAUCCACGCGAAGCGUGUCACUAUUAUGCCCAAGGAUAUCCAGUUGGCCCGCCGUAUCCGAGGCGAACGUGCUUAAGCAGUAGCAACAGGCAUCUUUUAUCACUAUUACGAUCAACAUCUCUCCCUUGCUCCCGUAAAUACCAUGUUGAUUAUAACUUCAAUUUUUGAAGCUUUGAAAAAGAAAAUGAACAUAGAAUUUUACUGACUUCAGCCAGUUCCGAUACAGAGAAACUGAUAACUUAUUUUUCGAAAAUUCUGCAUAAUUCAUUUGACCAAAAUCCAAUAAAUAAGAGAAGUAAACUUGAGUUCUAGGUUUAAUCAACAUGAAUGUGAAAGUAGAAAUUCAUUAACAAACAACUAGACGUGUAAGGUAGUAAAUAAGGAAAUGUGUGAAGAAAUCGAAAAAUAGAGGGAAACCAUUCAGAGGGCGGUAUACGAUUAGAGCUCUCGGCGAAGUUUACUCGAGUACGAUAAACUACCCGAUGAAGAGAUUGAUUGUAGAACCGACAAGCAUAGAAAAUGGAUGACCGCUAUUUCCAAACACUCAAAAACAUUAUUUUUAAUCCACGUACACACUUGGUAAAACUGGAUAUGCAAUUUAUUUUUUUAUAAAGUAAGAAAUAAACAAUACAUGUUUAAUCUGUA